Molecule: messenger RNA, 1019 nt
Organism: Jaculus jaculus (lesser Egyptian jerboa)
Lineage: Eukaryota; Metazoa; Chordata; Mammalia; Rodentia; Dipodidae
Gene: Cacng1
Product: calcium voltage-gated channel auxiliary subunit gamma 1
Exons: 4
Coding region: 28-702 (224 amino acids)
Biological process (GO): calcium ion transmembrane transport; regulation of calcium ion transmembrane transport via high voltage-gated calcium channel
Cellular component (GO): membrane; L-type voltage-gated calcium channel complex
Molecular function (GO): calcium channel regulator activity; voltage-gated calcium channel activity
Source: RefSeq, a predicted model, not a curated record
CAGAGCUCCCACAGCUCAGCGGUCACCAUGUCCCAGACCCAAACACCGAAGGUGCGCGUGACCCUCUUCUGCAUCCUGGUGGGCAGCGUGUUGACCAUGGUGGCCGUGGUGACCGAUCACUGGGCCGUGCUGAGCCCCCACCUGGAGCAGCACAACGCCACCUGCGAGGCGGCCCACUUCGGCCUCUGGAGGAUUUGCACCACGCGCGUCGCCGUGGACAACAGGGAGGACAAGAAUUGCGAGCGCGUCACGCGGUCAGGGGAGAAGAACUGCUCCUACUUCCGGCAUUUCAACCCAGGCGAGAGCUCGGAGAUCUUUGAAUUUACCACUCAGAAGGAGUACAGCAUCUCAGCGGCGGCCAUCGCCAUCUUCAGCCUCGGCUUCAUCAUCGUGGGCUCCAUCUGUGCACUCCUGUCCUUCGGCAAUAAGCGCGAUUACUUGCUGAGGCCGGCUUCCAUGUUCUAUGCCUUUGCAGGACUCUGCCUCGUGGUCUCGGUGGAGGUCAUGAGGCAGUCGGUGAAACGCAUGAUUGACAGCGAGGACACAGUCUGGAUCGAGUAUUACUAUUCGUGGUCCUUCACCUGCGCCUGCGCAGCCUUCAUCCUGCUCUUCCUCGGUGGGCUGGCUCUCCUGCUCUUCUCCCUGCCUCGAAUGCCCCAGAACCCCUGGGAGUCCUGCAUGGACGCAGAGCCUGAGCACUAGCCUCCAGAAGCCGCCCCCAGCCCAGAACCUGGAGAGAGGAGCCCGGAGUUCAUGGAAUGCCCUGCCCCUCUCCACACUCGUCACAGGCUGCUGCUCCCUCACGCCCCCCCUCCCCAGCUCCUCGCGGGGUGGUGACGAGGCCUUCUGCCGACACAGCACGUGGACACGACCCAGACCUGCCCAGGGUCAGCUGGAACAGGGCCAGCAGGUGCGCAGACAUCUGGGGCCGCUCCCGCUAGCACCCGCUUCAGCUCAAGGCCUCCCCCUGUGCCCGCUGUCUUUGACAAGCUGCUCCUGGUCAACUUUCCAAACCUUCC